UUUCAGCGCUCUCCCAAAUUACAGCAGAGGAAUGAAGCUAGGACUCUUUGCCCUGCAUUGCGUUGGUAUUUUCCUCAGCUAAGAGGAUCGGAAAGUUUCCUCCUGUGGGCUUGCAUCAUGGAGGCUAGCAGUCAAUCCAGCAGUCAGCAACUUCUGUGGAAAGAUGUGGAGGCAGAAAAACAGAGGAAGACCAGAUUUCACAACUACCACUGGGUGGCUCUGGUGCUGGCCGUGGUGUUUCUGGUUCUGGCCGUCUGCAUCUUCAGUCUGAUGUAUCUGUGGGGCCCCAGCUUGGGAAAGGUGUACGACCAUGAGUACAAAGCCUUGGUGGAUGGCGUAGAGACGAACAGUGUGAUGGAGAUUGACCCUGCUGACCUCACUGAGAUCUUCAGAAUGGGGAACGGCUCCAAGGAGGUUGUGGAGGUGCACGACUUUAAGAAUGGGAUCACUGGGAUACGGUUUGCCGAACAUCAGAGGUGCUACAUCAGGACCCAAACGAAGAAACUACCCACAGUGGCCGAGGCUGACGGUGGGGAAAGGACGGUUGACGAGGCCGAGGCCGUGGAUGUGCAGGUGGAGGACUCCCGAGUGUGGGUUCCUGCCGAGGAGCCCAUCGUUAACCCGGACUUCCUGCUUGACUCCAAGAUCUGGGAGAUUUGCCAGCAGAUGCCCAUCCACUGGAUCCAUCCCUCCCCCAUGACUGACGCCGAGGCCCAGGACGUGGACACGCCCGACGCAGAGGUCACAGGUCAGCGUUUCACCCGGGACGUCCAGGACCACGUUCCAGUGAGCGAUUACAGGGAAUUCGGUAUCGAGCUGGAUAACCGUCUGGACGAACGCGGCUACUGCUGCCAGUACUGCCGCCGCGGCUACCGCUACUGCCGCCGCUACUUCGAGCCCCUGGGCGGCUUCAACCCGUGGCCGUACUACUACCAAGGAGGCCGGGUCAUCUGCCAGGUCGUGAUGCCGUGCGACUGGUGGGUCGCUCGCAUGCUGGGGAGGAUCUGAAGCUGAAUUUUAAUGGUUUCUGGAUCUGAAAUAAAUCUGAAAAUAUUCCAGACCUCAUUUGUCCAAAAAAAGCAUUUCGUAUUCAUUGAUUAUAUUCUCAAAGGCAUCAUUAACUGCCUCAUGUUGUAUACUAGCGAAUGAAAUCAAUGCUUUUUUUUAAAAGCUUUCUCUUUUACUUCAUGUUAUGUUUUACAGUGCUUUAAAGGGGCAGUAUUAUGUGUUUUCAAGGCAUAAUACAGCAUAAUACAGUAACAAUGUUACUGUGAGACGUUAUAAAAAUUAUGUAUAUAUCAAAUAUCACUUAAAAGAAAUUUUACUUCCUGGUUGAACGCCUUGAAAUUGGGCCUCUGUCUCUUUAAGAAUCCUUUUACAACAUUUUUACCAGCACUGAACUGAGAAGUAGCUCCUAUAACGACCUCAGCAGAUGUGCAGUUCCACCAGAUGUUUGCUAAUUGCUGAAGGCUAGUCUGAAGGAGCUGCUCUGUGAGGCAGAAGCUUGGAAACUGCAGCUCUGAGGAGGAGCUGCGUCUCGAAGGCGGGGCUAGGUCCAACCAGGCGUUUUGCACAGCUGAAUGGUUGCCAUGGAGAUUAAAGGUUUUCUUGAUAUGUCUCCAGAUAUGAUUUUGAUGAAGGAAUAACAUUGUAACAUGAUGUGAAGCUCAAAAGGAAAAGUUGAUUUUACAUGACGCUGCCCCUUUAAAUACACAUGAAAACUUUUCUGACUGGUGCUAUAAUAAAGAUUUAACCAAACUAUUGUAUCUACCACCACAGCAUGUUACCUGUAGUAAUCACACACUUUCAGGUUGUGAAGCAUAUUUUCUGUAUCGUGUAAAUGAGUAGUUUUUUGGUUUUUUGAGCCUCUGGACAGGUGUUGUGUUGCAGUGAAAACCAAGAAAAUCUUAACAACGCUUUAAGCUCAAUUACUGUAAGAGAUUCUGCGGCUGCUGAGUUUGUGCCAGUCGAUGUAUUUCCUGAGCUUUUACCUUCUUGUUUGUUAUUGUUAGCUUGGUUUUACGGAGGCAGAUUCAUUAUAUAAACUACAAACACUCAGAGUUACAGUUGUUCACAAUUUAUUCAUUUCAUUGAAAGUUAAAUCUGUUAUUUAACAUUUUUGUAAUUCAGGUGCUUUU
Molecule: messenger RNA, 2138 nt
Organism: Gambusia affinis (western mosquitofish)
Lineage: Eukaryota; Metazoa; Chordata; Actinopteri; Cyprinodontiformes; Poeciliidae
Gene: tnmd
Product: tenomodulin
Exons: 7
Coding region: 118-1008 (296 amino acids)
Biological process (GO): negative regulation of angiogenesis; negative regulation of endothelial cell proliferation
Source: RefSeq, a predicted model, not a curated record